Molecule: messenger RNA, 1008 nt
Organism: Hyposmocoma kahamanoa
Lineage: Eukaryota; Metazoa; Arthropoda; Insecta; Lepidoptera; Cosmopterigidae
Product: beta-1,4-galactosyltransferase 6-like
Exons: 3
Coding region: 1-1008 (335 amino acids)
Biological process (GO): carbohydrate metabolic process; glycosphingolipid biosynthetic process
Molecular function (GO): N-acetyl-beta-glucosaminyl-derivative 4-beta-N-acetylgalactosaminyltransferase activity
Source: RefSeq, a predicted model, not a curated record
AUGGCAGCGAGAGCAAAAGCGGCGGCAUUGGUGUCGCGCGCGAUGCGCCUGCGAUUCUCCGUAUGUCUCGGCGGCUCAAUCCUGCUCCUGACGUUUCUGCACUUCUUCCUGUGCAGCUCUUACAACUAUCCAUACAUGUCACGUGCCUUUGUGCUAGACGACUUAUAUAAGAAGGUGAAUCCUCAACUAGAGCUGUCCAAGUCAAAGCCACAGUGCGACUACAGCCGCGUGUUGGCGAGCCGCAAAAGCUUCAGCGGCUGGGAGGUGCAUACGUUUCAAAACUAUAACGACCUGUCCCUAGACGGGUUAGUGAACGGUAGUUUCGCCCCAGCGCAUUGCAACCCGCUCGUGAGCGUGGCGGUCAUCGUCUCGUAUCGCAGUCGCGAGGAGCAGCGCAACAUCUUCUUGCCUUACAUGCACAAUUUCUUGCGUAAGCAAAACAUUCAUUACAAAAUAUACAUAGUCGAGCAGGAGGACGAGAAGCCGUUCAACAAAGGUUUGUUGUACAACACUGGCGCGCAGCAGGCCAUGGCCGAUGGGUUCCCGUGUCUGGUGUUGCACGACGUGGAUCUGCUGCCGCUUGACGCCGCUAACCUAUACGCCUGCCUUAGCCAACCGCGGCACAUGAGCGCCAGCCUCGACAAGUUCCGCUUCUUGCUCACUUACGACACCCUGGUGGGAGGCGCGCUGGCCAUCCGCGCCGACCAAUACGUGCAGGUCAACGGCUUCUCCCACCGCUUCGAGGGCUGGGGCGGCGAGGACGACGACUUCUAUAAUAAGAUCAAAGAUAACGGCCUACGCGUACUCAGAUUGGAGCCGGAGCUGACGCACUACACUAUGCUCGAGCACGCGCCCGAGGCGCCGAACGCGGCGCGGUUCCGCGUACUGCGCGAGAACCGGCGCCGGGUGGGCCUCGGCGGUCUCGACGGCCUUGACGAGUUGCGGCAACGCGCGCGCCCGCGCCUGCGCACCUACCGCCUCUUCACGCUGGUGGGCGUUCGCUCGUAG